Nematostella vectensis (starlet sea anemone) is the source of this 3223-nucleotide messenger RNA. Its product is annotated as hydroxyproline O-galactosyltransferase GALT4. Bases 491 to 1567 code for a protein of 358 amino acids. Gene Ontology annotation, molecular function: UDP-galactosyltransferase activity. Gene Ontology annotation, cellular component: membrane. The transcript has a single exon. The record is from RefSeq and is a predicted model, not a curated record. Lineage: Eukaryota; Metazoa; Cnidaria; Anthozoa; Actiniaria; Edwardsiidae. Gene Ontology annotation, biological process: glycosaminoglycan biosynthetic process.
UGGAAAUGGCGUUGACGCGUUGACAGUAAGGGAUAAUCUUUGAGUGGGGGGUAUUCUGCAAUGUAGCCCAUAUCCGUAUUCCAUUUCUAGGACAAGUUGAUUGGAGAAGGCAAGCAACCAAACUUGGCUCCAAGUGAAUAUUUCGCUCCAUUGAUCGUAAUGUCCAUGUACACCGAAGUCUAUUGUCCUGCUAUGCAAAUUCGAUAGUUUCCGUAUUUCAGAAUCUAAACCAUAGAAUUCAGGGCCACAUCCAAACUUAUAAAUAUUUUUAUCUUAAAUUGUAGGGAAAAAACACGGUAGUUCGCGUGUUUUUUUCCCUACAAACCAAGAUAUAUCCCGAUCUAAACCUGUGUUUUGAGCACUGUACUAUGAACGCCUGCACUCACACAAACGAAGUUUGAAGAACAUUCUAAAUUAAUGCGUUGCGUAGGCUCCCCGUGGUUAAAACUAUGACGUGCCCACUCGAUCUCGCAUAACUCAAGCCUUCAACAUGGCGCUUUUCAAGCGCGAAUUCAUUUUUAGCUUUGCUAUUACUGUCCUAGUCGGUUCCGGUUUACUGACAGUCGUAUGGCAUUUAUCCCUAACACUGAAGAACAAGCACUUUGUUCCAUUGAGCCAGGACACUCUCCGUAGCGAAACAAACUCUUCAAAGAGGGAAGAAACUACCAGAUCAACCAACAGGCUGAAACCUUUGGACUUGUUUAUCGCCAUCGUCUCAGCACCAUCGCGUGGAGUACGCCGCACUGCCAUCAGAGAAACAUGGCUGUCGACCAUACCUUACUAUCCGGGAAUAGAAGCACGAUUUUUCACGGACAGCAUAGGGCUAGAAGACGGCAUUAAAGCGAACUUAACAAGAGAAAGAGACCAAUAUGGGGACUUGGAGUUCUCGCCGGUCACAGCGGGAAUCUUAAUGGCUCACAGGUUGUUGUGGGCAAUGUUUUGGGCGUACGGGCGCUAUGAUUUCAAAUUCUUCUUGAGGACAGAUGAUGACUACUUCGUCUGCCUUAAUCAUCUUCACUUUGAUAUUCAGAAAAGGAAGCACGAGGAGUUUUUGUACUGGGGAUGGCUUCACUGUAACCAAGGUGUAGUUAGGAUAGACGAAGGCUUUUUAAUAGUCGACAAUGAGUUUGUACGGGAACUCAUAAGUCGCAAUACUUCACUUGUGUGCCAUCCUUACGGUGACAUAGCUGUGCGCAUUUGGGUAGAUCAAUUUCAACAAGAUAGAAUGAAGAUUUCUUUUUUCGCUGAUAACCCGAGAUUAGUCCACCAACGUAGUGGUCUUGGUGACCACGAUCUCUCUGCCGACCUAUGCAGCAAAUUCAUGGGGAUCCACCAAGCAUACCCGUCUUAUAUGCGAGCCUACUGGGACCUGGUUAAAGCGUCUUGGCGUAAUGUUACUUUCCCCGAAGUUGCGCGCCAACCUUAUGAAGUCUAUUGCCGCUGGUGGCAAUAUGACUGGCGCAACAUGUUUCCACCUUACCGCCACGAACCACGUCCUUGUUGGGGCCCGAACUCGGGCUGGCCGGAAUUGAGUAAGAUCAAGAUGCAUGAGGGAAGAGAAAAAUAGAUGACUUGUAUGGCUGAAUAGCGAUGGUUUGAACUGACAUAUGAAAAGAGAAGGGUUGUGUUGCGUUUCAAAUGGCUUACACUAGAAUGAUAACCCGAAUUAAUAAAUAAGACGUUUAAAAAAGGUCUCACACAGGCUUACACGUGAUUCCCUAGCAUACUUACUUGGCUUAGGUAGUCACGUGAUUCGCUAGCAUACUUGGCUUUGGUAGUGACGUGAUUCACUAGCACACUUACUUGGCAUAGGUAGUCACGUGAUUCACUAGCUUACUUGGCAUAGGUAGUCACGUGAUUCGCCAGCAUACUUACUUGGCUUAGGUGGUCUUGGGGCGCCUGGCAAGACGUCACGUUCAAGCUUGCAAUCAUCUUUAUCCUCGGCCAGCCAGCAGUAGCACGGGAAAGUAGCGCGGUCACCCUGUGCCGGCACCACCUCAACUUCCUCUACGAAGAUGCCCUUAUUUGGGCCGUGGCUGUCGUGUCCUAUGCGAAGCCUUUCUAUCUGAUGAUUACAAGAUGGCGGAUUGUUAAAACAAUUCGGAAUUGUGGUAGGGAUAGUGAAGGAGAUUAAAAAGUUUGUGUGUAGCUUAGGGUAACAGGGAGAAUGCAUGGGGUAGAUGGGGCAGAGCUUGUGCGACGAUGAUAAGAUAAGCAUAAAAUGAGAUAUGGGGCUGAAGAGGUAUUCAACAUAACCGAGCACCCAACAAACCUGGAACAAGCACACCUUUUAAUAUUAUUAAAUAAACAGAUAAAGGAAGGGUAUAUUGAAUUUACAAGUUCGAGGUCUGAGUUCUAAUAAGCAAUCUAAUGUCACAGGGGUGGAUCCAGGAUUUCAAAAUGGGGGAUGGAUAAUGGCCAGAUAGACGGCUAAUAACUGAUCAAGUGGUUUUUGUGUAGGUCACUACAUAGAUCUUACAAUACUUCACGCUGAAUUGGAUUUGUCGCGUCAGCAACGUCGAGCAGGCAAAGGAAAUUGGACAGUUCCUCCCGUCCCUCAGACAUUUAUUUUCUUCAAACAAAGUAACUUUUCAAUUUUUUUAUUCAAAAAGGGAGAAGGAUAUCCACCUAAUCCACCCCUUGUAUCCGCAAGUGUCAUGCCAAGCUAUCCAAAAAAACAACAACAAUAGGCUAACCUUCCCUACGCGAUUGUAUAGACGCCAUAAGUACAUGUAAAUGCACGCGAUUGUAUAGACGCCGUAUGUACAUGGAAAUGCACGCGAUUGCGUGACCCUUGAAUAGACGCCAUAUGUACAUGGAAAUGUACGUGAUUGCGUGACCUUUGCAACUAAAGUUGAUUUAUUUAGAAACAUGAGUUCCUGUGUAAAGUAAGCACAUGAUUGGUUAAACCGUAAUAGAUUGGCUAUGUACGGUUUGAUUUACAAUGAGAUUUGUACCAGUCGUGCAAUCGUUGGUAUGUAUACGCUUGAUUGAUAUAGCCUUAUUGGCUCGAUUUUGAUGUUUAAACACUAUGAUUACUAAUAGCGUGAAGAUAAUUGUUAUUAUUAUAUGUGACUAUAAGUAUUUUAAGGGAAUCACGAAGUUAUUGACUAGUUUAGGACUCUAGUUAUAUGCAUGUUAGAGACUUAUGCUUGUGUUACCUGUGCUUAGUUAGAAUUAUCCCAUAGUUGACCGCUUUGUAAUAAAUCCACGCAUGUGACAA